AUGGAACGGAAUAACUCCGUCCCGGACGCGCUGGGUUCGCGGUCUUCUUGUUUGGACAGUGAACUCGAAGGCAACGAAGCCGCGGAGCCCACGGCGAGGUCGUUGCUCGACAAUCUACCGGCAUCCAAAGCCAAGUUCGAGAGCGACUUACAGGAGUUUUGCGCAGCAAGGGGCAUUGCGCUCAAUCUUCGGCCCUCAGCGGGCAAUCGAGUGGUCGACCUCUUCGACCUUUUUCAAAGGGUAGCUCGUGCGGGCGGAUACGACGUUCUCUCAGACCCGGAUAGCGGCGCGAGGAACUGGAAGGAAUUGUGUGAGGGCCUGCGCCUGCAGGGGCAUCUGUCCUUCCAAGUUAAAGAAAUUUACCUCAAGAAUCUCGCCGCGUACGAGAUUUACAAGCUCCACGGGCGCCAGCCUCCCACCGUUAACCUCCUUGAAGAACUACCUCCUGUCGGCGGUAACUUGCUAUCGCGUACUGUCGAGGACUACCGCGCAGUCACCGAGUCGCGUCGCUUCACCGCUGAGCAGUUGCUUCAGCAGCGCUAUCCAAGCCAGGCUAGCGACGCGAUACAGGGCUUUUUCAGCCUCUACCUACCUGAGCAGGUGCAGCAAGCGAGCGCGGCACCUCUGACCUUAUCGACAGAUUCGCAAGGCGUCGGCGGCAGCAGUGACGCGGGGCAGUGGGACCCCCUCCUCGACCCAAGUCUCCUCAUUGACGAACCAGUUGAAAGUUACGUGGCUCUCCUUGGCGAAGAGCAAGUCGUCCCUGACGAGCUGCCUGACCAGUUUCUACAGCCAUCGUCUUUACCUUCUGAAUCCACUCAGUUACAGCCCGACAUGGCUACCAACACUCGUUCGUCCCUUCGUGAGGGCUUGCGACAGGCUCCGAAGGCGAAUCAGCCUUUUGUUCCCGACACGGCACCAGUCAGACAGACGCGUUCCGCCACCCAUGCCCACACCCCGACGCAGCACAAUACUGCUUCCCCCCAACCAGCGUCCUCUCAGUCAGCCGGUUUGGAUCAGUCAUCUAAUCCUUCCAGCGCCAACUUUAAUCCGGAGCAUUUCGAAGGAAAGGAUACGAAGCAGGUCCCGAUGUCGACACGUGAGGUGGUGACUCCUGGCAAUCGCCCUGCCCAAUUCGCCGCCCAGAACGACAAGAGCAAGACAGGCCAGCAGCCUGAUUUUUAUGAUCCCUACUUUCCUCUCGAACAUCUUGAGAUCCCAAGGAGUAAGGACUUCCAAUGCUGCGUGCAUGUGGACUUCGAUUCUAACUCUGUCACCCCAGCCGACGGGAUUUACAGGCGCUGCUAUUACGGUCUCCUGUCUGAGAUUCCGGAUGAGGUCGACUUUGCGCUGUACCACCUAGUUCAGAUCUCCAACCAGCGUUGGGAUAAAUUCAAAUUCGAGGGCUUCCCCCUACUUGCUGAAACACUGAUGGCCAAGGCUAUGGAGAUUACGCUUUUGUGCAGCGGAGUCGAAUGGGAACGCGACUACACCAGUCGCCGCCUGUCGAGUAAAGUAAAUGUGUUGAACUCGUUGGAAGGAACCUCUGACCUUCUCGACCGCAUCAGGAAGAUUCCAGUCACUUACUCUAAUGACACGGUCGAGACAGAGGAAUUCAGUCGCCACCUUCGGCAUAUCUCAGAAGCUAUGCUGGUUCUGCGAAACAUGUGUCUCUUGCAUGACAACGUGCUCUACCUCACGCAGCGCGCGCAAGGAUUGCUCAGAGACUUUCUCGUGAUUAUGAUCAAUGUUCCAAAGGACCCACGUUUUAAUGAACUCAAAAAUGAUGCUCUCGACAUCGCUGAAGAGGUGACGAAGUAUCUUCGGACAAAUCCAGACGAUCCUCUAUGCAUUUCUCUAUUCAGUUGCCUUGAAUCGCAGGAUCGUGCUCAUAUUGUUCGUGCCCUUUCUGCUCUCGCUCACUUCUCGACGGAGCUAGAACCGCCGACUCCCAAUGAUGCCAUGCAGCGUGUCUCCAAAGAGAGUCUGCAGCGUUUGUACUAUUUCACACUUAUUGAACAAGAUAAGGACGUGUUGAGCGGUGCCUUGGACGUUUGGUACCAGUUCACACUUAGUCCUCCAAACGUGCGAACUAUGAUUGAAAUGCGGAGCCUUCCGCGAAUCUUUAUGCGGCGAAUGGUCAGCUUGCUGUCUUACGAAGCCAAGCCCAACAAAGUAGAAACUGUGCUUCAAGAGGAAAAGGUUGCACCGCCUCCUAGCGAGAUCCCGAAAGUGCCGCCGGAGCUUUACAAAGCCCUCAUGGAACUUCCUGAACCCGAACGUAGCUCACGAUGGCUCCGUUGUUGUUUCGUCGAAGACCCUGACUGCGAAAUCACCCAGAUUGCCCUCUGGCAAGGCUAUCAAAGCCGAUUUGCUGAUGCCAGGUUGCCAGGCGGUGGUGUUCUUCCCGCUGCGGAAUUCAUCAAGAACGUCAGCACCACGUUCACUAACGCUCAAGCUCAAGUCAUCAACGGUCCAGGCAGUGCCACGAAAUUCAUCAUCAAAGGCAUUCGUCCGCUGGAGACUGCCCGCACAUUCGACGGAUGGCCUUAUCUUUACUGCAAGUGGACCGACGAUACUCAGCCAUCGAAGCAGUGCAACCGUGCGUUUGCCACACCAAAGGAACUACGCUCACACGUUUUCGAGGAUCACAUGGGUCUCAAACCAUUAGAUCAGCCUGCCCACUACAAUCUCGAGAAGGCCGACAAGCCGAUCCAUACAUGCCAGUGGGACAAUUGCACCAAGUUCAAGUCUAGCGGCCCGAGCGACGACACCGCUAUGGUUGCCGAGCAUGUCGCGUCUCAUCUGCCGCAAGAUCGUGAUCCCAAUGCCAAGCCUCCUAGCACGCAACGGGAGAUCCUCCAACCUCGUGUUGUUCGUACGUGGGACUAUAAUGACACGCCACUCGAUGUCGACGGGGAGCCGUACGGUGUCGCGUACAAGGCGGCUCUCGUUUUGCGCAAUCUUGCGUGGAAUCUACCAAAUGAGAACUCCGAUGAGCGUUUUGGAUACCUUCCGUGGAAGAAGGCUUUGUUCAUGAACCAUCGUACUAAGAUCAUUGAGUCUUGGGAUCUCAAUCGCUCUCUGCGGAAUAUACUGACAGAUCUCAUCAUCUUGAUUGACAAAGAGGAGGCAUAA
Molecule: messenger RNA, 3138 nt
Organism: Rasamsonia emersonii CBS 393.64
Lineage: Eukaryota; Fungi; Ascomycota; Eurotiomycetes; Eurotiales; Trichocomaceae
Product: Chromatin remodeling complex subunit (Rsc9)
Exons: 4
Coding region: 1-3138 (1045 amino acids)
Biological process (GO): regulation of DNA-templated transcription
Molecular function (GO): DNA binding
Source: RefSeq, a predicted model, not a curated record